Messenger RNA from Populus euphratica (Euphrates poplar), 1249 nucleotides. Its product is annotated as 28 kDa ribonucleoprotein, chloroplastic-like. The transcript has 4 exons. NCBI's taxonomy places the organism in Eukaryota, Viridiplantae, Streptophyta, Magnoliopsida, Malpighiales, Salicaceae. Gene Ontology annotation, molecular function: mRNA binding. The coding region runs from base 32 to 1015 and encodes 327 amino acids. Gene Ontology annotation, cellular component: chloroplast thylakoid membrane. Gene Ontology annotation, biological process: chloroplast rRNA processing. The record is from RefSeq and is a predicted model, not a curated record.
CUCCUAUCCUCUCCUCUCCUCUCUCUACAGCAUGUCUGCUACAGCUGCUUCCACCUUGAAGCCUUUGCUAAUGGCAGAAACAUGCAUCUGUUCGUUCCCUUCAAUUUUCACUUCAAAACCCCCACUAAAACCUCUCCCUAUCUCACAUAGACCCAUCAAGCUCCAACUCUCAUACUCUCACUCUUUAUCAACGUUCUCUGUAAAACCCAAAACCCAUUUAUCUUUAACGAUCCCUUUUGUGGCCCAGACCUCAGAUUGGGCUCAACAAGAAGAAGAAAACAACGCCACUAUCACUUUAACUGAGUCAGAACAAGAAGACUCCAAUUCGGAAAAUGAAGAAAGUAAUGAUUUUGAAGGUAGAGUAUCCGAUUGGGAGGCUGAAGGGGAGGAUGCAUCUGCUUCCGAAACCGAAGCUGUUGGAGGUGAAGGAGAGAGAGGUGACGAGGAGGGGUUUGUGGAGCCACCGGAAGAAGCUAAGAUUUAUGUAGGGAAUUUGCCUUAUGAUGUUACUAGUGAGAAGUUGGCUAUGCUAUUUGAUCAAGCUGGAACUGUUGAAAUUUCUGAGGUUAUUUACAACACGGAAACUGAUACAAGUCGUGGCUUCGGGUUUGUGACGAUGAGUACCGUUGCUGAGUCUGACAAGGCUAUAGAAAUGUUCAAUCGUUAUAACUUAGAUGGAAGGCUCUUGACUGUAAACAAGGCUGCUCCUAGAGGAUCAAGGCCAGAACGCCCUCCUCGUGUGUCUGAACCCAGCUAUAGAAUCUAUGUGGGCAACCUACCAUGGGGAGUGGAUAGUGGUCGUCUUGAGGAAGUCUUUAGCGAACAUGGUAAAGUUGUGAGUGCUCAGGUUGUUUCUGACUGGGAGACUGGCCGUUCACGUGGUUUUGGCUUUGUAACCAUGUCCUCAGAGAGCGAGUUGAAUGAUGCCAUAGCUGCACUUGAUGGACAGGAUCUGGACGGGAGAGCAAUUAGAGUAAAUGUUGCUGGGGAAAGACCAAGGCGCAGCUCCUUUUGAACUGAUAUGAAUUGAAUAGAUAUCCUGCCGCCGGUUAUCAUUUUCCUUUGUUCUUUUUUUUUUAUCCAUUUGUUUUUUCUCAUAUCAGUUUUGUGGUAUCAAGUUUUUUGGCCAGUUGAAUGGAAGCUCACUAGGAGUUUUGUACGCAUAUUGUCUUCACAGUUCAUAAAAAUUGUUUCGCGGAUUCGAGGACAUUGUGCUCUACGAGAUAAUAUAUUAAAUUUGUUGGCACAA